Messenger RNA from Astyanax mexicanus (Mexican tetra), 1611 nucleotides. It is a transcript of the gene hce2l2, whose product is annotated as hatching enzyme 1.2. Lineage: Eukaryota; Metazoa; Chordata; Actinopteri; Characiformes; Acestrorhamphidae. Gene Ontology annotation, molecular function: metalloendopeptidase activity; zinc ion binding. The transcript has 8 exons. The coding region runs from base 545 to 1429 and encodes 294 amino acids. The record is from RefSeq and is a predicted model, not a curated record. Gene Ontology annotation, biological process: proteolysis.
GGUUAGAGACUAGGCUUGUGUUUUAAUUUUAAGGUUAAGAGGUUGAGUUUUAAUCUAGUUUUAUGGUUUAUAGAUUAGGAUUAUGUUUAGUUUUAAGGUUUAGAGAUUGAGUUUAUGUUUAGUUUUAAGGUUUAGAUGUGGGAUUUAAUUCUAGUUUUAAGGUUUAGAGGUUGGGUUUAAGUCUAGUUGUUUGAGUUAGAGACUAGGCUUCUGUUUUAAUUUUAAGGUUUAGAAGUGGGGUUUAAGUCUAGUUUUAAGGUUUAUAGGUUGGGUUUAAUCUAGUUUUUUUAGGAUUAGAGACUAGGCUUAUGUUUAGUUUAAGGUUUGAAGAUUGAGUUUAUGUUUAGUUUUAAGGUUUAGAGAUUGAGUUUAUGUUUAGUUUUAAGGUUAAAGAUUGGGUUUAGGUCUAGUUUUAACGUUUAACGUUCAGGUUGGGUUUAAGAUAAGGCUAUUGGUCUCAGAGAGGGAGGGUGUUAAUCAGCUCUGCUGGGGUUGGUGAAGGAGUUAAUAAGCAGGUUGCUGGGGAAAGUUAAAAAGGUUUGAGAUGAACUCGAGCAGACAGUUGAGAAGAUCAGCCACCAUGAGCCACACAGCCUUCCUCCUCCUCCUCUUCGUCACGCUGCUGCAGGGCUUUACUCUCACUGCUCAGAGACCUGCUGAAGGUAAACCAGGCACUGGAACCAGGCGCUUCAGGAGGAGUUACUCAGAAUAUAUGGAACAGAAUGGUGGAACACCAAUGGACACUAUUAUAGCCGUCAAUGAUUAUCAGGGUUUGUUUGCAGUGGAAGGGGUCAGUGUCAGGGAGGGGGAUAUUGCGGUGUCCAGGCAUUCUGAGAAGAGCUGUUUUGCGCGGAGCUGUCUGUGGUCUAAAUCAGUGGACGGCCAUGUUUAUAUAGCGUACACCCUCUCUCCGCUCUACAGUGAGGAGGAUAAGAUGAAGAUAAAGCAAGGAAUGGAGCUGAUAGAGAGAAAGACAUGUGUACGCUAUGUGCCCAGAACACACCAGAGAGACCACCUGGAUAUCCAGCCCAGAUCAGGGUGCUGGUCGUAUGUGGGAGCGAACGGAGGCCGGCAGAUUCUCUCUCUGCAGACCCCAGAAUGCAUCGGUUCUGCGGUGGUGGCUCACGAGCUGAUGCACGCUCUGGGCUUCUUACACGAGCAGUCUCGCGCUGACCGGGACAACUACGUCACCAUACUGUGGUCAAACAUCUGGAAAGACCGAACCAGAAACUUCGCCAAGUUCAAAACAAAUAACAUGGACAUGCCCUACGACUACAAAUCCAUCAUGCACUUCGGAAAGUAUGCCUACUCUGAGGAUGGAAAUCCCACUAUUGUGCAGAAGCAGAACUGGAACGGGAAGUUGGGCCAGUCGUUUGGUCCCAGUGAACUGGACAUCCUGAAGAUCAAUAAACUUUAUCAGUGUAAAUAAAAAUCCUGAGAGAACGACAGGCCUGAUCGUAACAUUAUAAUGAUUAUAAUCUGUAUCUACUCUAUGUUCUUAUAGUUCAUCUUCUUUACUCUAAUCUUUAGUACGUGAACUGUAUGUAUGUACCGUGUGGAUGUAUGUAUGCAAGUAUGUAUUCACUGAACUCAUUAAAGCCAGUAAUGAAA